AUGCAGAGACUGAGCUCGGUAGUGAGAAAUAAGGAAAACACAUCAAACGUCGAGGAAAACACCUCAACAAGAUCCACGCCAAAUAAAGCACCAGAUAUUCGUUUAGAAAUCAACCAGGAUGUUUUAUUUCUUAUUUCUAGGUUAGUACAAGGAUUUACAAGUAAGCGCAGAAAUCAUGAGACAUCAAGUAAUUCUCAGGAUUUGCAAAUAGCCACACCAUACUUGUUUUCAUACGAUUUUGGCUUAAAUAAAAAUAUAAGAACGGCUACUGUUAAGGGCUCUUGUUUGGUCAAGCUAAAAUGCUUUGAAGGAUUGAAAAUUAACAAACUCAAAUUUGAAAAAAUCUCUGCAUUUGAAGUCGAUAGACUGGAGAACUUCAAUGUCACCCAUUUAGUUCUCAAGGAUACUAACAUAAAUAUUGGCAUUCUUAACAAGCUAAUUUGUACUCUUUCACCACUGUCUCUCGAUUUAAUAAACGUCCAGUUAGUAGACAAAAAACACUCUCGCUAUGAAAUUGAACUGUACUCCAUGAUUUUCAAGUCAAAAAUAUGUUGUUUGGGCAUUGAAAAUAGCUUUAUGCCAAUAGACUACUUUUUUAAAAUAGUCCACAAAAAGAGUAUGAAGAAGUUUUAUUAUAAAAAUCUUAAUUCAAUGGUGAAAUAUUGUGCUUUGGGUCGAUCGUUUUCAUAUUUUAUGGUUAGAGAGAUAGAUUUAUCUGGGGUCUUUGACCCUUCCUGGCUGUCCGUUGAGAUCCUAAGUACAGAUUACAACAGUGUAGUGCUCGAUAAUAUUCAGCAAAUUGGCUCAAGAAUCAAAUUUCAAUGGCUUGAAAAUUGCACAAUAAGCACUUCAAUGGUUAAAAAAUUUCCAAGACUUUCAUCAAUAUACUUUAGCAAGUGUAUAUUUGAAGGAAUAAGCUUUUAUGAACUGAUUAAUAGCCAGAAACAUACUUUGAAGUAUAUUUCCCUUGAUAAUACUGAUCUGCCAUUUGAUGGAGUACAAUAUAUUUCUCAGUGUAUCAAGGAAUGUAAGGUUGUAUUUAAUUCAAUUGCCAUAAAAGAAUAUACGGCAUUAUAG
Vittaforma corneae ATCC 50505 is the source of this 1077-nucleotide messenger RNA. RefSeq lists its product as uncharacterized. The transcript has a single exon. Bases 1 to 1077 code for a protein of 358 amino acids. NCBI's taxonomy places the organism in Eukaryota, Fungi, Microsporidia, Nosematidae. The record is from RefSeq and is a predicted model, not a curated record.